Penicillium roqueforti is the source of this 1572-nucleotide messenger RNA. Its product is annotated as sugar porter family MFS transporter. Gene Ontology annotation, molecular function: carbohydrate:proton symporter activity. Bases 1 to 1572 code for a protein of 523 amino acids. Gene Ontology annotation, biological process: carbohydrate transport; transmembrane transport. The record is from RefSeq and is a predicted model, not a curated record. Lineage: Eukaryota; Fungi; Ascomycota; Eurotiomycetes; Eurotiales; Aspergillaceae. The transcript has a single exon. Gene Ontology annotation, cellular component: membrane.
AUGGCCCAGAAGUUCUUCGGCUUAACAGGAAAGGCCCUUCGCUUGGCCCAAAUCGUCCUCGUCGUGGCCCCAGCAUUUAUUAUUUUCGGAUAUAACCAAGCUGGCGCUGGUCCCCUAGCGACCCUGGAAAGCUUUGUUCGCGUGUUUCCCCAAAUCGAUACUGUCAACACAACAGGCGCUGUGGAAGCGAAGAAUUCCACCGGCAAGGGUGCCGUCAUUGCCUCUUUUCAAAUUGGAGCACUGAUAGGCGCCCUUUCUUGCACAGUCUUAUCUGAACGUCUAGGCCGUCGAAAGACCAUUUUCGUUGGCUCGAUCCUCACUAUCAUUGGUCAAGUGCUUCAGGUCUCAGCUUACUCACUGAUCCAAUUUACCGUGGGUCGAAUCAUUCUUGGUAUGGGAACUGGCCAAUUUAGUGUCGCUGUCCCGGUCUGGCAGUCUGAAUCUGCAUCAGCCAAGAAUCGUGGCCAGAAUGUCAUUAUCGCGGGUGUAUUCAUGUGUCUCGGAUACGCUCUUUGCAAUUGGAUCGACUUUGCGUUCACGAAGCUUCCUGACACGAACACUGGACAGUGGCGAGGACCUUUAGCCAUAUCUUUUUUCUUUUCCCUUGUCAUCUUGGUAUCCGUAUUUUUUCUUCCCGAAUCGCCUCGCUGGCUCGUUCGCGUCAACAGAGUGGAGGAAGCAUCUGCAAAUCUAGCAGCCUACAAGGGCCUUUCUCCCGAUGAUGAAAGCAUUAAAUCUGAGAUCGCCGGCAUCGAAAUGUCCUUGGAAGCCACCUCCCAGUCAAAGGGGGCAAUUAGAGAAAUGUUCUCAAAAAACGACGAAGAACGUCUGCUCUAUCGGUUCAGUCUUUGCAUCGUCCUACAAUUCUUCCAACAAAUGUGUGGAGGCAACCUCAUCUCCGUCUAUGCAUCUACAAUUUUCAAGAGUAAUCUACAUAUGAGCUCCAACCUUUCAUCUAUCCUAGCUGCCAGUGCUCUUACCUGGAAGUUUCUCUGCUGUUUCAUUGCGUUCUUCGCUAUCGACCGUCUCGGCCGCCGCACAUUGUUCAUUAUCAGCGGAGCGGGCAUGUCAGCUUGUAUGGCCGGUUUGGCUAUAACAACCAGCUUUGACUCGAACAACAAGCACGCGUCAGUUGCUUCAGCUUCUUUGAUUUUCCUGUUCAACCUUUUCUAUCCGAUUGGCUUUUUGGGUGGCAAUUUCUUGUACUGCACUGAAGUUGCACCAAUGCGUCUGCGAGUCGCUAUGGCGUCUAUCUCUACUGCGAAUCAUUGGAUGUGGAACUUCGUUGUGGUCAUGGUUACUCCGGUGGCUCUUGAUACUAUUGGCUACCAGUACUAUAUCAUGUAUGCGAUCUUGUCCGCCUGUAUUCCUGUGGUGGUUUAUCUCUUUUUCCCGGAGACUAUGAAUCGCAACUUGGAAUUGCUGAACCAUGUGUUCCAGGAUGCUUCGUCUCCUUGGCAGAUAGUUUCUAUGGCGCGGAAUUUGCCUCAAGGAGAGGUGACUGAGGCGGACUUGGUGGCUCAUAAUGACGGAAAGGACGACUGCUCUGUUGAGAUGAAAGAACAUGCUUGA